AUGCGCGUGAGCGAGGAUACUAGCACGAAGGAGGUCUUUGAGCGGGUGGCGGCGGAUUUCCUGCAGCUAUACAAACGGUGUGUGCUGGCGCAGACUAGGGAGGUACGCAGUAGUGACCGGGAACGCUGCGAGGAGUUGGUGAGACGGAAUGCACUUGCGAGAGAGCUAUGUAAGCUGCAUCAGACACUGUGCUUCGUGUAUGAAAAUGACGCGCUGUAUGGUAUUGUGCUGGACGCGUUGGACCUAGAGGGCAUCUACGGUCGCGUGGAAGAGGGUCCGGGGGCUGACGAUUACCAGGACCGAUUAGUCCAAGAGCUGCUGCGUUACUUCAAGGACGAGUUCUUUACGUGGUGCGACAAGCCGUUGUGCGCGCGCUGCGGAACGGCCAAGAAACAGGCGGCAGUGGGGCAUGGCAAGCCGACGGUGGAAGAGGCACGUUACCGGUGCACUGUCGUUGAGCUAUUCCGAUGCGAGGACUGCGGUGAUGUGGCGCGGUUUCCGCGGUACAACGACCCGCUGAAGCUGCUGGAGACACGGACAGGGCGCUGCGGCGAGUGGUGCAACCUGUUCAUGCUGAUCCUGCGCUCGUUUGGAAUCGAAGCGCGGUACACCUGGAACCGCGAGGAUCACGUCUGGUGCGAAGUGUACUCAAAUGCACUGAAGCGGUGGGUCCAUGUGGACUCAUGCGAGAAGAGCUUCGACGAGCCGCACAUAUAUUCAGUAAACUGGAACAAGGCUAUGAGCUAUGUGAUUGCAUUCUCAAACCGCUCGGUGAAAGAUGUGAGCCGCCGUUAUAUUGUGCGGAACCGUCUACCUCGCGACCAGAUUGACGAGGACGACCUACAGUUUCUCACUAAAUACCUUACAAAGCUGCUACGCCUUCAGCUGCCUGACGAGGAAAGAUAUUUGCUGCAUUGUCGGGACGAGUUAGAGGCGAUUGAUCUAUUGGGUAGCAAGACCGCGCCUAUGGAAAUCCCGCCAGCUGCCGGGGCCGCGGGACGGCAGAGUGGGUCUGCUGAUUGGAAGAGGCAGAGGGGUGAAGAUGGGCGUUGA
Eremothecium gossypii ATCC 10895 is the source of this 1053-nucleotide messenger RNA. RefSeq names its product peptide-N4-(N-acetyl-beta-glucosaminyl)asparagine amidase (gene PNG1). The record is from RefSeq and is marked provisional. Gene Ontology annotation, biological process: protein quality control for misfolded or incompletely synthesized proteins; glycoprotein catabolic process; protein deglycosylation. Gene Ontology annotation, molecular function: peptide-N4-(N-acetyl-beta-glucosaminyl)asparagine amidase activity. The transcript has a single exon. Lineage: Eukaryota; Fungi; Ascomycota; Saccharomycetes; Saccharomycetales; Saccharomycetaceae. Bases 1 to 1053 code for a protein of 350 amino acids. Gene Ontology annotation, cellular component: nucleus; cytosol.